GCAUGGCAGAGGAUCUUAUGCCUCAACAAUCUUUACAUGCACAGCCAUCAGCUCUUGCCCAGGAGCUGCAUGCUGGUGCUGGCAGAAGCAAAAGAGCUCUGGCAGACCAGGAAACACUGGGAAGAGGCAGCAUAGCACUUGCAAAGAUCUAGAGGAGACUCAAACGUUUGCCAAGCCACCUGUUUGAUCUGGUACCAAGGACUAGCCAAGUAACCAAGUACGACAGAGGGAUCUGAGAGAGGCGCGUGCCUGCCGCUCACAGCCCAGCGAUGAGUGAGACCCCAGCCGCCACCCUCAACACCGGAGAUGCUCCAACUGGUCCCAGCACACCACGCAAGGGGCCUCCCAAGUUCAAGCAGAGACAGACAAGGCAGUUCAAGAGCAAGCCCCCCAAAAAAGGAGUAAGAGGGUUUGGAGAUGACAUCCCAGGCAUGGAGGGGCUGGGCACAGAUAUCACCGUGAUUUGCCCAUGGGAAGCUUUCAGCCAUCUGGAGCUGCACGAGCUGGCCCAGUUUGGGAUCAUCUAAGGUGUCAGCAUCUCUUCUGGUGUCACCUGGUGACUCCACAGAUCCCAGCAUGUUCUUCACCACCUUUGACACUUAUUUUUGGCCCUUGCAUCCACUUGCUUAUGGGCAGGGUGGUUUUGUAAGAGCUAGUUAUGAGAAACUUAACUUUGCAGAUUAAUUUGGCAAAGAAGUUAUUUGAGACCCUGAGCAGGUCUCAUGCUCCAUGUGAUGAAACUACUGAAAAAUGUCUUAAUGCCUCCCUGCACAAUAUUUUUUCUUCUCUCACUGUCAUAGAUCUUCAAUGUUUAUGGUGAUACAGGGAGGCUGUAUUUGAACUUUUUUCCUGAUUAGCUGAGAUAUUGUGUGCAUGUAUGUCCACACCUAGUUAAAUCAGCCCAUUCUGUA
Corvus hawaiiensis (hawaiian crow) is the source of this 911-nucleotide messenger RNA. It is a transcript of the gene PDE6H, whose product is annotated as phosphodiesterase 6H. The transcript is spliced from 4 exons. Bases 270 to 527 code for a protein of 85 amino acids. Gene Ontology annotation, biological process: visual perception; positive regulation of epidermal growth factor receptor signaling pathway; positive regulation of G protein-coupled receptor signaling pathway. The record is from RefSeq and is a predicted model, not a curated record. Gene Ontology annotation, molecular function: cGMP binding; 3',5'-cyclic-nucleotide phosphodiesterase activity. Gene Ontology annotation, cellular component: photoreceptor outer segment membrane. NCBI's taxonomy places the organism in Eukaryota, Metazoa, Chordata, Aves, Passeriformes, Corvidae.